Aspergillus tanneri is the source of this 1299-nucleotide messenger RNA. RefSeq lists its product as uncharacterized. Gene Ontology annotation, cellular component: cytoplasm. Lineage: Eukaryota; Fungi; Ascomycota; Eurotiomycetes; Eurotiales; Aspergillaceae. The record is from RefSeq and is a predicted model, not a curated record. Gene Ontology annotation, molecular function: ATP binding; tryptophan-tRNA ligase activity. The coding region runs from base 1 to 1299 and encodes 432 amino acids. Gene Ontology annotation, biological process: tryptophanyl-tRNA aminoacylation. The transcript has 4 exons.
AUGGCUGAAGAAAACACACCAUCUUCCCACGACCAGGACAUCAACCCCUGGUCUGUGGAGGGGGCGCGAGACGAGAACGGCGAAGUCGCCUCGAUUGACUAUGAGGCCAUCUGCCAAAAAUGGAACACCCAGACCAUUGACCAUGAGCUCCUGGAGCGUUUUGAGAAGGUCACCGGACACAAGCCGCAUCGCUGGCUCCGACGGGGCCUGUUCUUCAGCCAUCGGGACUUCGACAAGAUCUUGACCCGGUACGAGCAUGGCGAGCCGUUCUUCCUCUACACUGGUCGCGGUCCCAGCACCGGCAGUCUCCAUCUGGGCCAUACGAUCCCGCUUCAAUUCACAAAAUGGCUCCAGGAUGUCUUCGACGUGCCGCUGGUAUUCAUGUUGACAGACGACGAGAAGGCCCUUUUCAAGGACAGCGUGAGCUUCGAGGACGCCUUACAUUUCGCCAUGGAAAACGCCAAGGACAUCAUCUCGCUAGGAUUCGACGUGAAAAAGACUUUCAUCUAUAGCGAUCUGAAGUACUUCGGGAACCAUUUCCUGAUGAACGCCUGGGAGUUCUCCAAGCUGGUCACCUUUAACCAGGUGCGCGGUGCAUUCGGCUUCAACGAAAGCACCAACAUUGGACGCAUCUUCUUUCCCUCCCUGCAGUGCGUUGCUGCCUUCGCCACUUCGUACCCGGAGAUCUGGACGGACGAACCCCAAGUGACCCGAAACCAAAAGAUCGCCGACAUCGCCUGCUUGAUCCCCAUGGGAAUCGACCAGGAUCCAUAUUUCCGUCUCCUGCGUGAGAAUUCCCAUAAGAUGAAAUACCCGUCCCCGAAGCCUGCCCUGAUCCACUCGAAAUUCCUCACUGCUCUGCAAGGUGCGGGAGGGAAGAUGUCCUCAUCGAACCCCAACUCGGCUAUUUUCAUGGAUGAUACCCCUAAACAGAUCAAGACCAAGAUCAACAAAUACGCAUUCAGCGGCGGCCAAGUCAGCAUCGAAGACCACCGUCGUCUAGGUGGCAACCCAGACGUAGACGUCUCAUACAUCUACCUGACGUAUUUCGAAGAAGACGACACCAAGCUCGAAGAGAUCUAUAAGAACUACAAGAGCGGCGCGCUCCUCACCGGCGAACUGAAGAAGAUGGCCAUCGAGACCCUGCAGGAAUACGUGGGUGAAUUCCAGGAACGGAGAAAACAGGUCUCCGACGAGGUUCUCAGCGAGUACAUGCGGCCGCGCAAGUUGCAGUGGGCGGGUAAUCCGAAUCCGACUCCGAAACCACUGGUGACAGAUUUGAAGAAGGGGUCGAAAUAA